This is a messenger RNA of Megalops cyprinoides (Indo-Pacific tarpon), 915 nucleotides long. RefSeq names its product P2Y purinoceptor 1-like. The record is from RefSeq and is a predicted model, not a curated record. Gene Ontology annotation, molecular function: G protein-coupled receptor activity. NCBI's taxonomy places the organism in Eukaryota, Metazoa, Chordata, Actinopteri, Elopiformes, Megalopidae. Gene Ontology annotation, biological process: phospholipase C-activating G protein-coupled receptor signaling pathway; positive regulation of Rho protein signal transduction. The transcript has a single exon. Bases 1 to 915 code for a protein of 304 amino acids. Gene Ontology annotation, cellular component: membrane.
AUGAAUGACUCUCUUGUCAACUCUAGUCUCCCCCUUAACCACACCACUUCAAGCUCUGGACGCCCGCUCUGGUACCAGUAUGAUUAUUGCAAAGAUGUGGCAGGUGGGUUUUUUUUCUACUAUGCUGUCAAGCUGUUCAAUCUGGUGGUAGGAUUCCCGGCAAAUGCAUUGGUGAUGUGGCAGGUGAUGAGGAAGAAGACCGAUUCCUCCACGUCAGACAUUUUCAUCUUCAACCUGGCCAUCUUUGAUGCCUACUUCUGUCUUAUGACCCCUAUUGAACUGGUGAACCGUCUAAUACUGAACGACAGUGGCAUCGGGUACUUCCAGCGUUUCGCCUAUGGGAUCAAGGAUGUCAGCCCACUCUUCCUCACCUGUAUCUGCCUGGACCGCUAUGUCGCCGUCGUACACCCAAUCGUCUUCACUGGAAUCAGGGACAACAAGAUCAGGAUCGCCUUUUCCCUGCUGGUUUGGGCACUUGCUCUUGCCUACUCUCUGACCAAGUCAAUCCUUGGGGUUGGCAGCACAACAUAUGCAUUUACUGGGCUGAUCCUCUCCGCCUUCUUCAUCAUGGUCUUUUGUAACCUCUCCAUCAUUUGGGUUCUGAGGAGGUCGGUAAUAGGAAAAGAAGAGAUGCACCCAAUGAAGAAGAAAGCCUUCAGGAUGGUCAUCAUAGUUUUGGCUAUCAUUGUCUUUAACUACCUGCCCCCAGUGGCACUUUUUCCCUUCAGGCCAUACUAUACCUUGGUAUCGUUCAAUUGCCAGAUUGCCAUAACCGUAUUCUCAAUCAUGGACCUCAGCUGCAGCAUUGAGCCCGUGCUCUACAUGUCCAAGAUGGAGACACCGACAUGCUUUGCCAAUGCCCCCUGCAGCUGCUGCAAAAGCCCCAUGAAGCAGUCAUAUAACGUCAAUACCUGA